CGAGCCCGAGUCCCAGCCCGACAUGAACCACCAUCAGCAGCAGCAGCACCAGAAGCCCGGGGAGCAGCAGCUGAGCGAGCCCGAGGACAUGGAGAUGGAAGGUUCAUAACAUUGGAUGUGAAGGGGACCCAGAAUUUUGCUGGAGUGCUUUGGACACUGCUGUCAUGAGUUCACCUGUAUGCGCAUGGAUGGGCAGGAAGCUGGAGAUGCAGACGAUCCUCCAAGAAUUACUCAAAAUCCUGUCAUUAAUGGGAAUGUAGCAAUGGCUGAUGGACACAACAACACCGAAGAGGACAUGGAGGAUGAUACAAGUUGGCGAUCGGAGGCAACCUUUCAGUUCACAGUGGAACGCUUCAACAGAUUGAGUGAGUCAGUUCUCAGCCCUCCCUGCUUUGUACGGAAUUUGCCAUGGAAGAUCAUGGUCAUGCCACGACUCUACCCGGACAGACCUCACCAAAAAAGCGUAGGAUUCUUCCUCCAGUGCAAUGCAGAAUCCGAUUCCACGUCAUGGUCUUGUCAUGCACAAGCAGUUCUCAAGAUAAUAAACUACAAAGAUGAUGAAAAAUCAUUCAGUCGUCGUAUUAGUCACUUAUUCUUUCAUAAGGAAAAUGACUGGGGCUUUUCCAACUUUAUGGCCUGGAGUGAAGUUACUGAUCCUGAAAAGGGCUUUAUAGAAGAAGACAAAGUUACUUUUGAAGUCUAUGUUCAAGCAGAUGCUCCCCAUGGAGUGGCGUGGGAUUCAAAGAAGCACACAGGAUAUGUUGGCUUAAAGAACCAGGGAGCAACUUGUUACAUGAACAGUUUGUUACAGACUUUAUUUUUCACAAAUCAACUACGAAAGGCUGUGUACAUGAUGCCCACCGAAGGAGAUGAUUCAUCCAAAAGUGUUCCUUUAGCAUUGCAAAGAGUGUUUUAUGAGCUGCAACAUAGUGACAAACCAGUUGGAACUAAAAAAUUAACAAAAUCUUUUGGGUGGGAAACUUUAGACAGCUUCAUGCAACACGAUGUCCAGGAGUUAUGUCGAGUGCUGCUUGAUAAUGUGGAAAAUAAAAUGAAAGGCACAUGUGUAGAAGGCACUAUUCCGAAGUUGUUCAGAGGAAAGAUGGUGUCUUAUAUCCAAUGCAAACAUGUAGACUAUCGAUCUGAACGAAUAGAAGAUUAUUAUGAUAUCCAGCUAAGUAUAAAGGGAAAGAAAAAUAUUUUUGAAUCCUUCAUUGACUAUGUUGCAGUGGAGCAGUUGGAUGGUGAUAACAAGUAUGAUGCAGGAGAGCAUGGCUUGCAGGAGGCAGAGAAAGGUGUGAAGUUCCUAACCUUGCCACCAGUGCUACAUCUACAGCUCAUGAGAUUUAUGUAUGAUCCACAGACUGAUCAAAACAUCAAGAUAAAUGAUAGGUUUGAGUUUCCUGAACAGUUGCCACUAGAUGAAUUUUUGCAAAAAACAGAUCCUAAAGAUCCUGCAAAUUACAUUCUUCACGCAGUUCUAGUACACAGUGGAGAUAACCAUGGUGGACAUUAUGUUGUUUACUUAAAUCCAAAGGGUGAUGGAAAAUGGUGUAAAUUUGAUGACGACGUUGUAUCAAGAUGUACAAAGGAAGAAGCAAUUGAACACAACUAUGGAGGCCACGACGACGACUUGUCUGUACGGCACUGCACGAAUGCGUACAUGUUGGUUUACAUCAGGGAAUCAAAAUUAAGUGAAGUCUUGCAGCCUGUCACAGACCACGAUAUUCCUCAACAACUUGUGGAAAGGCUACAAGAAGAGAAAAGAAUAGAGGCUCAGAAGAGGAAGGAGAGGCAGGAAGCUCACCUCUACAUGCAAGUGCAGAUAGUAGCAGAGGAUCAGUUCUGUGGCCACCAAGGUAACGACAUGUAUGAUGAAGAAAAAGUGAAAUACACCGUGUUCAAAGUAUUAAAAAACUCCACGCUGACAGAAUUUGUUCAGAACCUCUCUCAAACAAUGGGAUUUCCCCAGGAUCAGAUCAGAUUAUGGCCAAUGCAAGCUAGAAGUAAUGGAACAAAAAGACCUGCAAUGUUAGAUAAUGAAGCAGAUGGCAAUAAAACAAUGAUUGAGCUCAGUGACAAUGAAAAUCCAUGGACAAUAUUUUUGGAAACAGUAGAUCCAGAGAUGGCUGCUACUGGAGCAACAUUACCCAAGUUUGACAAAGAUCAUGAUGUAAUGUUGUUUCUGAAGAUGUAUGAUCCGAAAACUCGGAGUUUGAAUUAUUGUGGACAUAUCUACACACCUAUAUCCUGUAAAAUACGUGACUUGCUUCCAGUUAUGUGUGAGAGAGCAGGAUUUCCACAAGAAACUAACCUUAUCCUCUAUGAGGAAGUUAAACCCAAUUUAACAGAAAGGAUUCAAGACUAUGAUGUGUCUCUUGAUAAAGCUCUUGAUGAACUCAUGGAUGGUGACAUCAUAGUGUUUCAGAAGGAUGACCCAGAAAACGAUAACAGUGAGCUGCCAACAGCUAAGGAAUACUUCAGAGACCUCUAUCAUCGUGUGGAUGUCAUUUUCUGUGAUAAAACCAUCCCCAACGACCCAGGUUUUGUUGUUACUUUAUCCAAUAGGAUGAAUUACUUUCAGGUUGCAAAGACAGUUGCACAAAGACUUAAUACAGAUCCAAUGCUAUUACAGUUUUUCAAGUCUCAAGGUUAUAGGGACGGCCCUGGUAAUCCCCUUAGGCACAAUUAUGAAGGUACUUUAAGAGAUCUUCUGCAGUUCUUCAAGCCUAGGCAACCUAAAAAGCUUUACUAUCAACAGCUCAAAAUGAAAAUAACUGAUUUUGAGAACAGAAGAAGUUUUAAAUGCAUAUGGCUAAAUAGCCAAUUUAGGGAAGAGGAAAUAACAGUAUAUCCAGAUAAGCAUGGGUGUGUGCGGGACCUCUUAGAAGAAUGUAAAAAAGUUGUAGAGCUCUCUGAAAAAGGUUCAGGGAAGUUAAGGCUGCUAGAAAUUGUAAGUUACAAAAUAAUUGGUGUCCAUCAGGAAGAUGAGCUGUUAGAGUGUUUGUCGCCCGCAACAAGUCGGACGUUUCGAAUAGAGGAAAUUCCUCUGGACCAGGUAGAUAUAGAUAAAGAAAAUGAGAUGCUAAUCACAGUGGCACAUUUCCACAAAGAGGUUUUUGGGACAUUUGGAAUUCCAUUCUUGCUGAGGAUACACCAGGGCGAACACUUCAGAGAGGUUAUGAAGCGGAUUCAGACAAUGCUGGACAUACAGGAAAAAGAAUUUGAAAAGUUUAAAUUUGCAAUUGUAAUGAUGGGUCGACACCAGUAUCUCAAUGAAGAUGAGUAUGAAGUGAACUUGAAAGAUUUUGAGCCCCAACCUGGCAACAUGUCUCAUCCAAGGCCGUGGCUAGGGCUUGACCAUUUCAAUAAAGCCCCAAAGAGAAGUCGCUACACUUACCUUGAAAAAGCUAUUAAAAUCCAUAACUGACUUAAUAAACCAGAUUGUCAAGGCAAGGGACAAAAUAAGUGUGUGUGUGCACCUUUUUAACAACUGUAGAACUUUGGUACACGUGCACUAUAUCUGAAGUCUUCAGCAAGAGGAUUUGCUGCUGAUGUUAAUUUUAUUUUGUUGAGGCUGUUCAGUUUGGCUUCUCUGUAUCUAUUGACUGCCCUUUUUGAGCAAAAUGAAGGUGUUUUUAUAAAGCUUGGAUGCCAAUGAGAGUUAUUUUAUGGUAAACGUAAUGCAAGGCAAUUGUCAGCAUAAUGAGGGAAGAGUUUAGUAGAACAAUUGACAUUGGCAAAAUAUUUGUCUGUAGUACGUUUAUAGAUGGCAUAAGCUGGCUGGCUGCCUUUCCUGGUGUGGUGUUCACCAUCACUGCAGCUAGUAAGUCUUAUGUUUAGACUCACAUCAGAUUUAUUUCCUUCAGUUAUACUUUAAAUGACAUUUUUGUGCAUUUGUAAAUGCAAAAAACUCACAUCAUCAAUAAAUAGCAAUCUCUACUUCA
Tympanuchus pallidicinctus (lesser prairie-chicken) is the source of this 3947-nucleotide messenger RNA. RefSeq names its product ubiquitin specific peptidase 7 (gene USP7). Gene Ontology annotation, molecular function: cysteine-type endopeptidase activity; cysteine-type deubiquitinase activity; protein binding. Gene Ontology annotation, biological process: regulation of protein stability; protein deubiquitination. The coding region runs from base 179 to 3430 and encodes 1083 amino acids. Lineage: Eukaryota; Metazoa; Chordata; Aves; Galliformes; Phasianidae. Gene Ontology annotation, cellular component: cytosol; nucleus. The record is from RefSeq and is a predicted model, not a curated record. The transcript is spliced from 32 exons.